AUGCAUCAUAGUUAUGUACAAAAAUAUUUAGAAAUGUAUGCUAAACAUUUUGAUUUGAUUAAAUAUAUUCAUUUUAAUACUGAAGUGAUCGAGGUCCGUAGGGUUGAAGGGGAUGAUCAAACCAGCUUAACAAAAUGGAGUGUUUCCCUCUCCAAUGGAAUUACAAAAAUAUAUUCUGCUGUGCUAAUAUGUACCGGCCAUCAUUGUGAACCGCGUAUUCCUACCGAAAUUAAUGGCCUAACCACAUUCAAAGGAAGAGUUUUACACUCUAAGCAUUAUCAUGAUUAUAAAGGUUUUGAAAACAAACGUGUUAUGUUGGUUGGUAUAGGAAAUUCUUCGUUGGAUAUAGCUGUGGAGUUGGCUGGGAUUGCUAAGAAUGUUGUAAUUUCUACACGUCGAGGUACCUGGCUAUUUAAUAGAAUAACUCAAAAAGGAUUACCCUAUGAUGUGGUUUAUCAAAGUCGAUUUUAUGAUUGGUUAAUGAGAACAGUUCCUUGGAGUAUUGCAAAUGAUUUUCAUGAAUGGAGAAUGCAGCAGAGAACUGAUCACGAUUUAUAUGGCCUACGACCUCCACAUCGUUUUUUCCAACAACACCCAGCUGUUAACGAUGCUCUAACAAAUUUAUUAGCCAGUGGCCGCGACGAUAUAAAUUAUAUUGAUAAAUAUUGUGUUUAUACAAAGGAUGGGCGUUGUUAUCAAAUGGAUGUGAUUAUUUUGUGUACUGGAUAUUCUUUUGGAUUUCCUUUUAUUAAACCGUCUGGACUUAUACCUGUGACGGAAGACAAUCAAGUUGAUCUUUAUAAACUCAUCCUACCACCCUCACCAGCAGCAAAAGGCUUAGCUGUUAUUGGAUUAGUACAGCCAAUUGGAAGUGUUUCUCCUAUAGCAGAAAUGCAAGCUCGUUGGGUAACCUCAAUCCUUGCUAAAGGGCUUAAUUCUUUACCGGGUGAAACGAAAAUGAGAGAGGAAAUAGCCUAUAGACGUGAGAGAAUGCGCAGACAAUAUUUCGAGUCAGCUAAACAUACAAUACAGAUUUUAUGGAAAGAACCCAGCUUUGCUCUACGUCUACUAUUUGGUCCAAAUGUUCCCUACAUUUAUCGACUACAAGGGCCGAAUCUGUGGGCAGGUGCGCGUAAAGCUAUUGAGGGUGUUCCCUAUCGUGUUAAGACACCUUUAAAGCAGAGGUUCCAAAUAAUUAAAAAUAAAAAUACAAAGAAAGGAAUUGCAGACAAUCUUUUUGAUUAUUCUUUAACUAAAUGUUUGGCACUCUAUUUUACUAUAAUUUUUGGUGUGGGAGCUUGGCUAUUUGGAAACCAAACAUUUUCUUUCAUUCUUCAUAGUGUUGCGAUUAUUUUUGUAGCAUUUAUGGGUUAUAUUUUUUAUUUUGAUAUUUCUUGGCUGUAA
Meloidogyne enterolobii is the source of this 1404-nucleotide messenger RNA. The record is from the annotation of a GenBank genome assembly. Lineage: Eukaryota; Metazoa; Nematoda; Chromadorea; Rhabditida; Meloidogynidae.